UUGGAUGCCAGUUGGUGACGUCACCGAAGUUAUCCUACUGGUAACGCCCCCUUCAACUUUGCUUAAGCAGUAGAAGUGGUUGUUUUUUGUUGGCUAAAAGUGUUUGUCACACGGUGCAAACUUUUCUAUUCCACCACACUUCUGUCGAAAAGCGCGUGUUAGUGUCUCAAGGUGGGAAGCAUGGAUGGCGUCCGGAGUGCUUCAAGUCCCCAGGAGUCAUUUGUCUACAACAACGGGGACACCGUUGCAUCAGCCUGAAUGUGUCCGUCCAGAAUGUUCCGUAAGCUUCGGUGACGCCACGGAGCUGCUGAUCCGCCGGGACGCAAAACGCACCUCAUCGGAGCUCGCCCCGUGCCCUCUCUGCGGGCCGGGGUCCUCCUUGCAGCAUCACGAGUACGAUCAGACUCGCCUCGCAGUGCCACCCGCACGCAUGAUUGACAUACCCAGCCCGGCGAGGUCGCCCAGCGGACGCCCUCGCCAUGCGGGCUGUAGCCCAGACGGGUGCGCCCCGCAGGAUAUUCGCAGGGAACCAUCUCAUUUCGCGGACGCCAGGCGCACAAAGGAGGACUCGGAAGUCUCCGGACCCGGUAGACUCCAGGUCUGUCCGAGGACCUUCCGUGCAGAGGUAGAACUGAAGAGCGCCCGCAGAGAGGUCCGGGUGGCUCCACUCAUUGGGUCCAAAAAGCCGAUCGGUGGCGUUGCUCCUGGUUCUAGAAUAUUCUUCAGGUCCGCCUCGGAGUUCUGCGCGUUCAGGAAAGCCAAACAAACUCUGAAAGCGCGCGCGAAGGGAAAGUCCGCCAGCGAGACGACGACGCUGCGGCCGCAGCGCAGGCAGAAGAAAGCUUACCCGUGCCGAGUCUGCGGCAAGCUCUUCCUCCACCAUCUGUCCCUGGACGCUCACUACACGGCCACCUCGUGUGUCGGCGCCGCGCACAGAGCCAAGGCCAAAGAAGCCCACUUACCCGAACCCCCGCCGAACCAUCGUGCAAAGACCGGCCUACCCGGGAGGCCCACGAAGGCGGAGGAGGCGGGGCUUGACUUCCCCUGCCCCUCGUGCACCAAAGUCUUCCCGCUGCAGUCGCAGCUGAGGGAGCACGCCCAGCUGCACGACUCCUCCCAGGCCAGCAGGGAGUGCAGCGUGUGCGCGCAGGAGGUGCACGCCUUCAAGCGCCCGCCGUCCAGAAGGAAGCGCUCCUACCACUGCCUGCCUUGCCGGGAGGGCUUCUCCGCGCUUGACUCCUUCCUGGAGCAUUGUCAGGAGCACCUGCGCGCCCGGGGGGAGGAGGAGGAGGGCGUCGUCAUGGCGGGGUACAAACAUCAGGCCGGCGAAGCCUGAGGGACUCCUUUAGGGACUCCUGCUCUGGGGUGGUCCGAUACAAUGUGGAUAUUGGUUUGAUGGCAGCAAAAAAACUACUAUCUGACGGUAUCGGCUUGCAUGGAAAAUGUGCGAUACAAGCAGUCCUGCGGCGUGCUGAUUUGUGUGAUGAUAUGUGCGAUACAAGCAUGAUAUCACUUGUGUGUGAUAUCAUGUGCGAUACGUGAAGCCCUGCAGCGUGCUUACUUGUGUGUGAUACAAGCAGUCCUGCAGCGUGCUUACUUGUGGGCGAUACAAGCAGUCCUGCAGCGGGCUUACUUGUGUGUGAUAUCAUGUGUGAUACAAGCAGUCCUGCAGUCUGCUUACUUGUGUGUGUGACAUCACGUGCGAUAAAAGCAGUCCUGCAGCUUGUUUACUUGUGUGUGAUAUCAUGUGCAAUACAAGCAGUCCUGCAGCUUUUUUACUUGUGUGUGAUAUCACGUGCGAUACAAGCGGUCCUGCAGUCUGCUUACUUGUGUGUGUGAUUCAAGCAGCCCUGUAGUGCUGCUUACUUGUGUGUGAUAACACAUGUGAUAAAAGCGGUCCUGCAGCGUGCUUACUUGUGUAGGUGACAUCAUGUGUGAUGCAAGCGGCCCUGCACUGUGCUUACUUGUGUGUGUGUGAUAUCAUGUGUGAUACAAGCAGACCUGCAGUGCUGCUUACUUGUGUGUGAUAUCACAUGUGAUACAAGCGGUCCUGCAGCGUGCUUACUUGAUUGUGAUAUCAUGUGUGAUACAAGCAGACCUGCAGUGCUGCUUACUUGUGUGUGAUAUCACGUGCGAUACAAGCAACCCUGCAGCGUGUUUACUUGUGUGUGUGAUAUCAUGUAUGAUACAAGCAGCCCUGCAGUGCUGUUUACUUGUAUGUGAUAUCAUGUGCGAAAGAAGCGGUCCUGCAGCGUGCUUACGUGUGUGCGUGCGCGCGUGAUACAAGCAGACCUGCAGUGCUGCUUACUUGUGUGUGAUAUCACAUGUGAUACAAGCGGUACUGCAGCGUGCUUACUUGUGUGUGUGAUAUCAUGUGUGAUACCAGCCGCCCUGCAGCGUGCUUACUUGUGUGUGAGAUAUCAUGUGCGAUACAAGCGGUCCUGCAGCGUGCUUACUUGUGUGUGUGUGAGUGAUAUCAUGUGUGGUACGAGCACGCCUGCAGUGCUGCUUACUUGUGUGUGAUAUCACGUGCGAUACAAGCAGUCCUGCAGCAUGCUUACUUGUGUGUGAUAUCACGUGCAAUAUAAGCAGUCCUACAGCCUGCUUAUUUGUGUUGUGUGUGUCUGUGUGAUAUCACGUGCGAUACAAGCAGUACUGCAGCUUGUUUACUCGUGUGAUAUCACGUGCGAUACAAGCAGUCCUGCAGCGUGUUUACUUAUAUGUGAUAUCAUGUGCAAUACAAGCAGUCCUGCAGUGUGUUUACUUGUGUGUGAUACCACAUGCAAAAGAAGCGGCCCUGCAGCGUGCUUACUUGUGUGAUCACGUGCGAUACAAGCAGCCCUGCAGCUUUCUUACUCGUGUGUGUGAUAUCAUGUGGGAUACAAGCAGCCCUGCAGUGCUGCUUACUUGUGUGUGAUAUCACGUGCGAUACAAGCGGUCCUGCAGCGUGCUUACUUGUGUGAUCAAAUGCGAUACAAGCAGCAUACAGCGUGCUUACUUUUGUGACAAGCACUCAAUUUGUUGUAUUCGACUAAAGUCAUUUAUUUAUAAACACAACAGAUAAGCACACAAGCUCGACAUGCGUAAUAAUAAUUGAACAAUAUUGUAGUGUAAAACAGCACAUUUGUCCAUACAAACAAGUAUCAAAUAACAAAUGUGGUAAUGAAUUAUUAUGACCACCAGGUGUCACCAAAUCACCACCUCAACUAUAAAUAGCAGUUUUUCAUACCUACUAUUUUUCUGAGUUAUUUCACUUGAUCACUCUAUCUAACAAAAUAAAACUAUUUACUAUGAUUUGUGCUGAGUGGAUUAAUCGUGUAGAAAGUUGUACGGGGACGCGCCUGAGUGGAACGUUAUGUGCCACAAAUGAUGUUCUAGCCUUUGUUCAUUUCUCAAAGAGCGGCCCUCGGUAGAAAAUAAACCCCUGGGUUAGACAAAAAAAAUGUGGUUUAGUCACCAAACCAACGUUGGAUUUAAGAUGUGCUUGAUUUCAAUCAUGGUACUCUAACUUGUCCAUUAGUUUUCAAAAGGCUACCAAGGUACAAACCAACGUUGGAUUUAAGAUGUGCUUGAUUUCAAUCAUGGUACUCUAACUUGUCCAUUAGUUUUCAAAAGGCUACCGUGAAAUAAGUUUUAUUUCGAAAAUGAUUUUUUUUUUGCCGUCAUUAAACUGCCUCAAAAGAUUUCGCUUGUGUUAUAUGUGUCCAAAAGGGACAAGCGGUAGAAAGUGGAUGGAUGAUCCGCUUUUACUUGACAUACAAAUGCAAUAUUCCACUUUUAACUUUACUAACCUGCACAUAUCGAGGACAACAUGAAACCCGUGUCCCAGCUGUUGCUAUCAUUUUCACCUUUUUACUAUAUAAAUAAAUGCAUCAUGCGGUGCAGUUUUCAGGUAUUAUGUUUACAUUUGCAGUAAUAAAUUAAGAAUGUGUGACAAAAUAUUACUGACAUAGUCCAAGGUCAGUGUCUGGUUUGGUCACUGAAAUUUCACUUCAUGAAGGGCAAUUAAAAAAACAAGAAAACGA
Molecule: messenger RNA, 4025 nt
Organism: Nerophis ophidion (straightnose pipefish)
Lineage: Eukaryota; Metazoa; Chordata; Actinopteri; Syngnathiformes; Syngnathidae
Exons: 2
Coding region: 185-1336 (383 amino acids)
Source: RefSeq, a predicted model, not a curated record